This is a messenger RNA of Colletotrichum spaethianum, 333 nucleotides long. RefSeq lists its product as uncharacterized. The coding region runs from base 1 to 333 and encodes 110 amino acids. The record is from RefSeq and is a predicted model, not a curated record. The transcript has a single exon. Lineage: Eukaryota; Fungi; Ascomycota; Sordariomycetes; Glomerellales; Glomerellaceae.
AUGUCGCCUUACACCAGCACUGGCGGUGGGCGUGCGCCCAACGUUUCUCGCUACCUGCGCGACCUCAACACCGUCAAGGAGCCCGCCUCUGCCGAAGAGAACUUCACAUUUGAAGAGGACCUCGCAAUCUUCACCAACACUCAGUUUUUCGACUUCGAGACCGGCCAGCACACCGAUUACCAGGCACCGGCCAAGAAGCCCGAGACCGUUGAGCCCCAGGCUCCCUCGAGCGCCGUUACCGAAGAAUUGACCUCCCCUAUUGGCGACUUCAACGUCGACUUUUCCAUGCCAGGUGAGACGAGGAUUUCGGUUAUGUUGUCAUAUUUCACCUGA